UUUUGAAAAUGACGGUGAAAAGAAAUAUGAAGGAGUUGAAGGAACCAAUUAGUUCAAACAAUGUACUCUGGAGCUGAUAAUCUGAAAGUUUUCCAUACUUGCACAAUCUAUUUUAGAUGUUAGGAUGUCACAACCUCAGUUAAGUUCUCUAAUGUAUUUGCGGACUGUCUUAACUGCCGAGAUUUUGUUAGGAAUCGUUCAUAUCCUGACCCGUACAUGUCGACUUGGGUUACAUUAUUCAGGAUUUUAAUGCUCUGAAGUCACAGUGGCAACGCAAAACAUCCAGGGUUUCAAUUCAUUGGUUCAUCUUAUUCCAUUCUCUAGCAGUAGCUGUAACAGUCUGACUAACUCUAAUACUUCGUAAUUCAACUACUGCGUCAUGUGAUCUAUUCUUGCUAGCGUUGCUUGUAAGACAACAUUGUUACAUAUCUAACUAAUCUGUUUUUUCCGACAAAUUUGAGCGGGAUUUACGGGUGCUACUAGUUUCCUCAGGAAUCUGUUUCAAUUGCCUCGCUCCUGAAUAUUUAUUUCUGCGUAUUUUCAGUCUUUGUUGGUGCUGUUGGGUGUCACAUGGGUGUGUGUAAAAUUUCAUGUGACUGGCUCAUAUGAGGUUGUAGCUUCCCUCACUGUGGUAUAUUUUACCGUUGACAAACGUUUUAUGUCUCAAGUCAAAGUGUAUUUGUUCUGGACCCCAGAUUAAAAUUUUCUGCAUGAAUUUAUUCGCAAAUCCAAGUUUUAAGUCCACAAUCAAAUCAAUAAUUAGACGCUGCUUUGAAGUAAUGGAGUUGAGGGAGUGGUGUAGUGGGAUUGUUCCGUACUAUACCCUUAAGAAAGGUUUCGUCACUGAGACUUCAUUCAGAAGGGAGUGUUUUGUGAAAAAAUCUUUGAAUGGUUCAUUUUGAAACUUAAUCAUAGGGCAUUGAAGAUGUGUUGCGAUUUGCCAUCCAUCUCAUCUUUUUAUAUUUGAACAGUCCAACCGGUAGAUAUCUGUAAAGGGUGCAUUUUUUGACCGUUUUUAGAACAUAAAUGACAAGCCAAGUUGGCGUUGAUUUAUCAGUCCGAACCACUCCGUGUUUACUAUCCAAAUGGAAUACUAAAAUUUAAGCAGGUGGAGAUUUUUUAAGAUCUUCGUGAUUUCAAACCCGACAGUUGCGAAACCACAAUUCUACAAAAUAUUAUGUUCAGGCGUUUUUUAAUCUUUUGUACACAUUUCGAUAGCUGCAUACAGCUGGGAAAAACAACCCAUUUUCUAUUUAGGAUUGAUAAAGAGCAGCGGUGGAUUAUUUGCACUGAGUUAACGAGUGAGGAGGCUUAUUGCUUGAGAAUGAAGUCAAUGCAUAUACAGCCCCAGUUUUAUGCUGGAAAAGCUUCAUCAGGUUUUUGGCUGUUGUCGUUCUAGAUGCAAGGUUAAAAUUAGAUAUGAGUUUAUUGCAUGUCUAUGAAUAUCAUAAACGUGUUGAUGUUGAAAAUGUCGAUUUCUCCUCUUUAUACCAUAACCAAUUUGGAUUACUUUUUGGACGCUCAGACAUUAACUUGGCAGCUUCUAGUUCUGUGAUUGAAGGACUACCUGAUGAACAAAGAACAUCUCCAGUUCGACGUACAUUCCUACUUGUUGUAGUUUUUGACCUUAUUCUCAGUUUUAUUUUAUGGAUUAUAUAUACUAAGGAAACGAAUGAUGGCGACAUCGGUCCUGCAAUAUGGGGAGAAAUUAAAGCAUAUUCCUUCUCCAAGUCACUUUUUGAUACUGUGGUAUUAGCAGGUUUUCGAUUUAUGGUUUUGGAAAUUGUUUAUGGCGCAUUUCAAAGUCAUGCACCGUGGUGGUCAGCUGGCUCAACUGGCUUGACAAGUUUGGUUCUUAUCGUCAAAUGUUUCCUUUUCAAUUUUCAUCAGAAGAAUUCAAGUUAUCAGGGUUUAGGUUAUACUGUUUUAAUUGCGGCAUUGAUCAUCUCUUGGGUUGAAACCGGCUUCCUAAUUUAUCGUGUCAUUCCACAAGAAAAAGCUGCUCAUCGUGUGACGGUAUGCUUAAAGGAACAAGAUGAAAGUCGUAGUUUGUUGAGUUCACAGCUAGGAAUUCGAAUUCCUUGGUAUUCUGGUUAUUCUGCUCGAUCUGUGAGUAAUGCUGAUUUCUUUACUCCUCAAAGUUCAAUAUGCGGUGACGAAUCACCUACUAAACAGCAUAAACCUCAUAAUCUUGAAGCCGCUGUAGAUGUUGCUGCCUUAUUGCAUAGAACUAGUUCUCUGCAAAUAGAAAUGUGGAAUUUAUAUGAGCAAAAAGUUUGGGGUGAUAAUUCUCCCUCCGUCAGUAUUAAACAUCCUAUACUGUGUGAAACUUUACCUGGUUAUCCAGCUAAAGUAUAUCGUCUAGAGGGUUUAUUGUCAGUUUCACCGCUUAUCAUUUUCGAUGAUAUGGUCUUGAAUGUUGAUGAAAUACCUUAUUGGAAUACUAAUUUAUCCUCUGUCGAGUGCAUUCAAAGAAUAACUUCAGAAAAUAUUGAUGUUAUACAUAAUAUAGCCAAGGAGGCUUUAGGCGGCUUGAUAUCUGCAAGGGAUUUUGUACUGUUGCGAUCAUGGGGAAAACGUGAUGAUAAUUGCUAUUUUCUAUGCUGUACUUCUGUUGAACAUCCUAAAUGCCCACCAAUUUCAAAUUAUGUUCGCGCUCAACAAGUUAUUAGUGCGUGUAUAUUUCGACCGAUCGUCGGAUGUCCGAAUUUGUGCAAUGUUGUUUGGUUCUUGUGUAACGACUUAAAGUUAUCGCUUCCUAGACAAAUCCUGGAUGGAAGAUUGAAUUCUCUACUCCCCGCAAUGAUGACUGAUUUAAUCGAGAGAUCCAAAUCACUGAUGAACAGACCUAUGGAUGACUUUUUAAUUGAUCUUCAACAGCGAUCAGCUAUUGAGAAGGAAAAACAUCGCUCUAAGCGCCAUCACAGAAAGCACCAUAUUCAAUCAUAUGCCAUAGCAAAGUUAGAUUCAGUGCAAGAAGGCGUUAGUCACUCGUCUGAUGAUGAUGAUUAUGGUGAGGAUUUAAACUCUGAAAAUCGUCGACUAAUCAUUUAAACUGAGAUAAUGUCCUUUGUAUAAAACCCAUAUACUUCAUUUAUUUUUAUUCAUUCAAUGAAUUCAUUGAUGUAAUGACUGUCUGGCACUUCCAAAUAUUUGUACAUUAUGAACAAUAUAAAUUAUUAUUACUAUUGGCAUUAUUAAUAGUAUUGUUUUCUCGCGAACUAAUAUUUAACUAAGAGGUGAAAAACAGAACUGCUGAUCUACUUUAAUAUUUUUUUAAAUUGACUAACUGGUUUUCUAUACAUCCGGUUCUGUAUAGUUCUUAUUAUAAUUACUUUAUAUCAUUAUUUGUAUAUAAAUACAAAACAGUAUUUCAUUCAUUCUUACUGAUGUAUUAUAACGGGUAAUUUUUUAAAAAUUAUUUAACAUAUAGAGGUGAUUUGUUUGUUAACCUUCUCAUUGCUUAUUCUCUUUUUAGAGUUUGGAUCUUCAAUUAAUGUUUAGAAUCGAUGAUCUGCAUUUAUUCACUAAUAUAAUUCGACCUACUUUACAUCUAUCUGUCUAAUAAUAUAGUUUGAAGUUUAUAU
Heterobilharzia americana is the source of this 3587-nucleotide messenger RNA. NCBI's taxonomy places the organism in Eukaryota, Metazoa, Platyhelminthes, Trematoda, Strigeidida, Schistosomatidae. The record is from the annotation of a GenBank genome assembly.